Messenger RNA from Rana temporaria (common frog), 2181 nucleotides. RefSeq names its product SURP and G-patch domain containing 1 (gene SUGP1). Gene Ontology annotation, biological process: RNA processing. The transcript is spliced from 14 exons. Bases 82 to 1953 code for a protein of 623 amino acids. The record is from RefSeq and is a predicted model, not a curated record. Gene Ontology annotation, cellular component: nucleoplasm. Gene Ontology annotation, molecular function: RNA binding. Lineage: Eukaryota; Metazoa; Chordata; Amphibia; Anura; Ranidae.
GACUACCGGCAUGCCCCGGAACCGGAAACGGCUGUGAUGUUAUGAUGCUCUAGGAGGGCUGCCGAUCGGGAAACGAGCAAGAUGGAUGUCUGGAAGGGUGCAGGAUUGGGUGGAAGACGGUUUGGAUCUGCUCCUCAGAAACCUGUGAAACCAAGCGAUUAUAUCCAGUACCAAGAGGAGCUUAUAGAGAAGAAAAAGCGAGAGAUUGAGGCCAAAAUCAAACAGCAAGCUCAAAAAGUUAUUCCAAGUACUCCAGUUCAAGGCCCAGCUUCUGCAAGCCCAUCUUCUUCAUCCACCUCGAACAAAUUUGCAAAUGAUGGAAGCUUUUUACAACAGUUUCUUAAAUUACAGAAGCAAAAGACGGGCCCUGAAAACUCGGCAACACGUUCGAGUGGAAAUUCAACGCCAGCUCAGAAGAAGCCUGUACUUAUAGGAAAGCGGCAUGUGUCCUCUAUGGAAAGCGUUCUAAACCCAGUGAAGUCCUAUUCUCAAACGAAGCAGACUCCAAAAGUGACCAGAAACAGCGUUUUUAAGUCCCCAGAUGAUGAUGACGAUGAUGAAGAGGACUAUGAGCAGUGGUUAGAGAUAAAAAUUUCACCCCCAGAGAACUCGGAAAUCCGAAAGGUGGUGGAGCAGUUGGCUCGAUUUGUAGCGGAAGGGGGCAAAGAUCUUGAAAAAAUGGCAAUGGAGGAUUACAAAGAUAACCCAGCGUUUGCGUUUCUCCAUGAUCAGAACAGCCCGGAGUUCCUGUAUUAUAGGAAGAAGCUGGCAGAGUGUAAGCAGGAUUUUCAGAAUCGAGAGAAAGUUGCAUCCCGUAAUGUGCCAGAAGACGAAGAAAUUAAGAUGUUUGCAGAGAAGUUGGCCAGAUAUGUAGCAGAUGGAGGUCCAGAAGUGGAAGCCAUUGCCCUGCAGAAUAACAGGGAAAACCCUGCCUUUAGGUUUUUGUAUGAUACAAAUGGUAAAGGUUACCAGUAUUAUAAAAUGAAGGUAGAAGAAUUUAGACGAGCAAAGAAAUCCUCAGCUGACUUUACUGAAGAACCUGAACUCAAGCGACGGUUUGAGCCAGAGUCUAAAUCUACUGUAAUGCCUACCCCUGAAACCUCCUCCUCAUCAUCGUCAUCAGCUUCACCAUUACAGCAACCCACACAGCAGACCACUGCAAAAAGGAAAAGAAAAAGUCGAUGGGGUCCUGAAGAGGAGAAGGUUGAUGUGCCUGCUUCAUCUGUGAUUGAGCCCCCUGAUACAAGCCUUCUUUCUGAACAGGAUUUGAAAGGUCUGGGAUAUGAUAAAGGAAAACCAGUGGGGCUGGUGGGAGUAACAGAGUUGUCAGACGCCCAGAAACAACAGCUGAAAGAGCAGCAGGAGAUGCAGCAAAUGUAUGACAUGAUAAUGAAACACAAGAAAGCCAUGCUGGAUAUGCAAUAUAUGUGGGAGAAAGCUAUGAAACAGCACCAACAUGAUUAUGAUAGUGAUGAAGAUGUGGAUAAUGAGUUUGGAACCUGGGAGCAUCAGCUGAGACAUAUGGAAAUGGACAAAACAAGGGAAUGGGCAGAACAACUUACUGAAAUGGGACGAGGGAAACAUUUCAUUGGAGAUUUCUUGCCACCGGAUGAGCUGGACAAGUUCAUGGAAACCUUCAAAGCACUAAAAGAGGGACGUGAGCCAGACUAUUCAGAAUAUAAGGAAUUCAAAAUUACUGUGGAGAACAUAGGCUACCAAAUGCUUAUGAAGAUGGGAUGGAAGGAAGGAGAAGGCUUGGGUUCUGAUGGCCAAGGAAUCAAGAAUCCUGUGAACAAGGGAUCUACGGCAGUUGAUGGGGCUGGUUUUGGCAUAGAUCGCCCAGCAGAAUUAUCAAGGAGUGAUGAUGAAUAUGAAGCUUUUAGGAAAAGGAUGAUGCUUGCAUACCGUUUCCGACCUAAUCCACUGAAUAACCCAAGACGUCCCUACUACUGAUGGACCCAUGAAACGUAUGUUGAACUCAUCCACGUCUGAAGUGUACUGUGUCCAUCUUGUUUGCGGGCUGUUAGAACCUAUAUGUCAAACUGUGUACAGGAAUACUUGAUCUAUUCCAGCAGGAACUGAACCCUGGAUGACUACACAGCUGUAUCCCAGUUUACCCUCACACUGUUGACGCUUUCCUUGAAAAACAUGAAUUUAAUAAACAUCUUUUUAACUCCUGAA